This is a messenger RNA of Lolium rigidum, 1148 nucleotides long. RefSeq lists its product as uncharacterized. NCBI's taxonomy places the organism in Eukaryota, Viridiplantae, Streptophyta, Magnoliopsida, Poales, Poaceae. The transcript has 2 exons. Gene Ontology annotation, cellular component: mitochondrial large ribosomal subunit; mitochondrial ribosome. Bases 1 to 1140 code for a protein of 379 amino acids. The record is from RefSeq and is a predicted model, not a curated record.
AUGGCGGACAAUGGCGGCGUCAUUACCUUUUCCAAGGCAUCGUCUUUGCUGUUAUCAUCACCCCACUCAGUCUACUCUGGGGGUAACCCUGGAUCUGGGUAUCCCACUCGGAUGAUGGCGGCGCUCAGCACCAUUACCCCUGUUGAGGGCACCGUUUUUGGAGCAGCGGUCGAGUGGUAUGGUCUGGUGGUGAACCGAUGGAGCAGCGUGUUUCUACUGCGUCGACGACGACGGGCCUUAGUGCCGUGGUGCAGUUGGGUACUGACGGCGGAUGCAGAUGAUGUACAUGUGCAGGGAGGGGCGAUGUCUGGCGUCGUGGUGAUGUCGGGGCAGUAUCGCCAAGGUGAUCCAUUGGCUUCAAGUGCACGCAGCAUCAUGUUUUGGCGUCUUUCCAAGACACUCACUGUAAGCCCAGCAAUAGCCUCUAGGAUGACCAGCCAGCAUCACCAGCUUCAGCAGCGUGCACCAGUGAGCGGCACAGCCAAAGGAAAGGCCAAGCUCAAAGCUGGCAUGCCUUUGAAGCGCUCCACCAUAGCAAAGAAGGGUGGCACACCUUCCGCUGGUGGGGGUGGCCGUGGUCGCCGUGAAGCCAUCGAGCGUAUUACUCGGAUUGCGGAGUCUUGUCUCAAAUCGCCAACCCCCUUACCUCACUUGUCUCCCAAGGAGCGUCUUCGUGAGGCAAAACUAGAGGAGCUUGGGCUCAUCUCUAAGGAGCGCCAACGUGAACUUGAUGCUGCCAAGGCUAAAGCCAAGUCCAAAGGUACUGGUGGAGCUGAUGGCAGCCGUGUGCUGAUGGGUCCACCGGGCCUUGACUAUAUCACUCUUGGGCUGGUUGAUGAGGAGGCAAUCCCUGAAUAUGAGCUGACAGUUGAAGAUGGUCGACGACUUGCCAAAGAAUACAGCCGUGUGCUAAUGCGACUGCACCGUGCACGACAAACUGCUGAAACAGCACUUUUGAUCCUCAAGAACGAGGCCAUCGUGGCACUCCCUGAGAAGCUGCAAGCUGCUGCUAUGGUUCUUGACAUGAUACCAUUCCCUGCAAACCGGUACAUGGCAACACUCACGCAACCAAUUGAAGGAUAUAUUGAAAAGGUGCGGGACGCUGCUAAGAAGUAUUCAGUGAAGGAAAAGCUUCGCUGAGUUUAAUU